Messenger RNA from Meriones unguiculatus (Mongolian gerbil), 1512 nucleotides. Its product is annotated as STAM-binding protein-like. NCBI's taxonomy places the organism in Eukaryota, Metazoa, Chordata, Mammalia, Rodentia, Muridae. The record is from RefSeq and is a predicted model, not a curated record. The coding region runs from base 1 to 1512 and encodes 503 amino acids. Gene Ontology annotation, biological process: protein K63-linked deubiquitination. Gene Ontology annotation, cellular component: membrane; endosome. Gene Ontology annotation, molecular function: metal-dependent deubiquitinase activity; K63-linked deubiquitinase activity; protein binding. The transcript is spliced from 12 exons.
AUGUCAGGAGGGAACUUUGUGAUACCCAGACAAUCAGACCAUCAGAGUUGUCUAGAUAACAAAGGACCUUUCACUACUGGAACAACAAAUGUGACCAUCCGCAGACACGAUGACGUCAGUCUACCUCCCCAAGAGCGGUUCCAGAUCUUAAGCGCUCUAGGGCAGGACAUCAAAAUCAACAAAAAAUUUUCCAAGGCUUCUUACCUGAGCCUCAGAGAUGACUUCUUCAAAAUGGCAGCUGACCUGGACGAAUGUGGAAAAGAAGAAGGAGCCUUUAUUCUCUAUCAUAAAUUCCUCACAUUAUAUUUGGAAAAAAUGAACAUUGGCCCAAAACUCCGAAAAAGGAAUGCAGGUGGAAGAAGAUCGAACUUCAUCAAGAUCCUAAACAUCGUUUUUGACAGGGCCGAGAUUUUGAAGAGGAAACUACUAAACAGAUAUAACAGGGAAUAUGAAAAAUACCUAAUGGAGAUGAAGAGUAAAGAAGAGGAAGCAGCAGAGCUGGCAACUUUCUGGGAGGUCAUAAAAUCCAGAUAUUCCACUUCUUGCACUAUUCCGUUUGAUCCAUUGUAUGGAUCUAAAGAAAGCAAAAGUGGAGAAGUAGGACCUGGGAUAACAUCUACAGUAAAGGAAGCUCAACCUUCCUCAGUACCAACCAAAACCUCCAGCCCAAAACAGCAGUGUGCAGUAGAGGAGAACACUAAGUUUGUCAUCCCAAGCACAUCAACAUCUACUGAGCAGCCUGGGGCAAAUGACCCAGAGGAAAGCACAGAUCCUUUGUAUGGACCUGAAGAAAACAAAAGUGGAGAAGAAGGACCUGGUGCAACAUUAAGAGCAAAGGAAGCUCAGCCUUCCUCAGUACCAACCAAAUCCUCCAGCCCACCACAGCAGCAUUCCGGAGAGGAGAAUGCUAAGUUAAUCACCCCAAGCAUGUCAAUAUCUGAAGGGCUGCCUGGGGAAAAUGCCACAGAGGCAAGAACAGUUCAGAAAGUUAGAGGCCUAUGUCCUGUGAUCCUCCCUCACGAUUUAUGUGAGAAAUUUCUAAAGUCUGCUAGGAAGAACACUAAGAAGAAAAUUGAGACCUGUGGCGUUUUGUGCGGAUCCAUGGUAGGAGAGGAGUACCAUAUCACGCACAUAGUCAUACCACUCCAGGAAGGAGGCCCUGACUAUUGCUAUGCCACCAAUGAAGAGGAAUUGCUUUUUAUUCAGGAAGAACUGGGGCUUCUCACCAUAGGGUGGAUUCAUACUCAUCCAACCCAGAGAGCAUUCUUGUCAAGUGUGGACCUACACACCCAUUUUUGCUACCAGCAGAUGCUGCCUGAGUCCAUCGCAGUGGUGUGUGCCCCCAAAUACAAAGAAACUGGAAUUUUCUCACUGACACCUACUGGGAUAAAUGAAAUUUCCUGCUGCUCCAGGAGGGGGUUUCAUCCUCAUAGAGAGGACACUCCUCUCUUCUGCGACUGUGACCAUGUCACCACCCAGAACACCAAAGUGAUGAUCACUGAUUUACGAUGA